Messenger RNA from Aplysia californica (California sea hare), 2511 nucleotides. Its product is annotated as homeobox protein vnd. Gene Ontology annotation, biological process: cell differentiation; regulation of transcription by RNA polymerase II. Gene Ontology annotation, cellular component: nucleus. Gene Ontology annotation, molecular function: DNA-binding transcription factor activity, RNA polymerase II-specific; RNA polymerase II cis-regulatory region sequence-specific DNA binding. The record is from RefSeq and is a predicted model, not a curated record. NCBI's taxonomy places the organism in Eukaryota, Metazoa, Mollusca, Gastropoda, Aplysiida, Aplysiidae. The transcript has 2 exons. The coding region runs from base 1 to 903 and encodes 300 amino acids.
AUGUCUGUCGCCGAUGACAGCAUGUGGGGAGUGGGAGACCUGGGCUCCGUCCCUCCCCCCUCCUCCCACCCCCACACCACCAGCACCACCAGCGGAAGUCCCCACAGCCACGACCCACACAGCGACAACGCCAGUCAACACGAGAGUCGCCAUAGCAACGCCGCCACGCCCAUCAAAGACUGCUACGACGACGACGACAACGACGAUGAGGACGACGACAGCAAGAGCGACUCUGGCACGCCCAACGACAAGUCUGGCAAAGACACGGGAGAUUCCCACAGCGACACCAACACAGGAGACCCGCCCAAGAAGAGAAAGCGGCGAGUCCUCUUCUCCAAAGCUCAGACCUACGAGCUAGAGCGUCGGUUCCGUCAACAGAGGUAUCUCUCCGCCCCAGAACGCGAGCACUUAGCCAGCAUCAUCCGCCUCACGCCCGUCCAGGUCAAGAUCUGGUUCCAGAACCAUCGAUACAAGCUCAAACGCUCUCGACAAGAGAAAGGACUCGCGGAUUUGAACCCCCUCCCCUCUCCACGACGUGUAGCCGUCCCGGUGUUGGUCAAAGACGGGAUCCCGUGCCAGCGACCCAGCAUGAACGCCAGCCUCAAGUCUGCCGAGCACCAGCACGCGCAUCUCUCCAUGCAGACGGGCAUGGCCAACAUGGGAAUGAGCAUGAACCCGUCGGGUCUCAACCACAUGGGCUCCAUGAACGGUUACGGGAACAUGGCGCCCGGCACGGCCCAGGCCAUCUCCUCCACGCUGGCCAACUCUAUGUCCAUGAACAUGAACAUGUCCUGUUCCUACAACAACAGCAUCUCUCAUCUCAACGUGCCCAGUGUCAACAACAUGAACGUCCUGCCGGGCUACAGCCACCCGCUGCUCCAGCCGCAGACUCGCUGGUGGUGAUGGCUCGCACACACUUAUCCAUACAACUAGGACUUACAAUAUUGUUUCGUUAGACCCGUUGGUGAUGAUCUAAGGCACACUCUUACAAUGAGGACUUUUACCUUACUGAGACAUGUGUCUGGUGAUGAUCUAAGGCACACUCUUACAAUGAGGACUUUUACCUUACUGAGACAUGUGUCUAGGGGGGAUCUAUGGCACUCUCUUAUACAUACAACAUAAACGUCCUGCCGGGUACAGCCACCCGCUGCACCAGCCGCAGACUCGUUGGUGGUGAUCCGUGGCACGCUCAUAGGAACUUUACAAUACUUUUUUCUCAGACCCGCUUGUACGCUUGUAGUCCUAUAAUAGACAACUAGGACGUUUACCUUACUGAGACAUGUGUCUGGUGGUGAUCUAUGGUACACACUUAUACAUAAUAUAACUAGGAUUUUAACCUUACUGAGACAUGUGUCUGGUGGUGAUCUAUGGCACACACUUAUACAUAUUAUAACUAGGACUUUUACCUUACUGAGACAUGUGUCUGUUGGUGAUCUAUCCAACACAAAUAGGAACUUAACAAUACUGUUAUCUCAGACCCGUUGGUGGUGAUGGAUAGCACGCUCAUUAGGCUAGGACUUUCACCUUAUUAAGACAUGUGUGAUGACACGAUAUACUAGGUACUGUCGUCUCAGACUUGCUAGUAUUGAUCCACGACACUCAAAUAGGAACGAUACAGUACUGUUUUGUUAGACCCACUGAUGGUGAUCUAUCGCACAAACUCAUACACGACUAGCACCUUUAUGAUACGGGGACAAGUGUCAUACCACAAGGUCUACGGUACUGUUUUCUUAGACUAACUAGUGGUGCUCCAUGGCAGACAAACAGGAACUUUACGACGCUAAUGCGUCUACAAUACCACGAAAUCUACUAUACUGUGUUCUUGGACUCGCUGGUGUUGAUGCAUCGCACGCUCAUACAACUAACAUUUUUUCGAAGCAAGUGCGUCUCCGAUACUACGGGAUCUAUGAUAGUGGUAUGUCAACGAUGCCAGGAGAUCAACGAUGCCAGGAGAUCAACGAUACUGUUUUCUUAGGCUCUAUGCUGGUGUUGAUUUAUAUCGCAAACAUACAUAGGACAUCAACGAUUCUAGGACUUCUACGAUACGGGCACAUCCACGAUACUGUUUUCACGAUAUCCCUACAGUGACCUAGUUAUCCUCACAGUGACCUAGUUAUCUCCACCGUGACCUAGUUAUCGACACCGUGACCUAGUUACCCCCACAGUGACCUAGUUACCCCCACUGUGACCUAGUUACCCCCACAGUGACCUAGUUAUGGUUUCCUCAACGAACUCCGCCCUGCCCGACUGCCUGGGAUGAGAACCGUGCACAAAGUAACAAUUUCCUGGUUGUCCCAGCUGGUGUGAGUGAGAUGUGACGUCACUUUCUCACGUGCAGAACAGCACUCACUGUGUGUGUUACAGGAGUUAACCCCUUCCCUGCCUCGCCCGCGACUGUGUUAACGUCUUGGUGGGGUUAACGAGCGGGUGGAGCCGUGAAGGGUUAAUAUAAUAAUAAUAUUGUUAUUUCUUUGUUUAUAAUGAUAUCACAUGAGAUGAAAUGAAAUGAAA